AUGGAGGUCUCUGGGUCUGCCCCCAUCGUAUCCAAGGCGUAUGUGGUGGAGGCCAAAGGGACGCCAUUUGCGCUGAAAGAUGUUGUUUUGGACUCAUUACAAUCAGACGAAGUUCUGGUCGAAUUGAAGUAUACAGGAAUCUGCCAUACUGACAUUGUCGUUCAACAAGGCGGAAUCCCUAUCGGCGGUUACCCGGCGAUCCUUGGCCAUGAAGGGGUUGGUAUCAUAAAACAGGUGGGAUUCGGGGUAAAAGAUAAGUCUCUAAGAGAAGGCGAUACAGUUAUACUUGCAUUCCGCUCCUGUCGAAAAUGCUCUUCCUGCCUUGAAGGACGAUGUGGAGCGUGCCCUCACAUGAUGGAGUACAAUUUGCUACGGCCCCGGCUUAGUGAAGAUUCCAGGCCCAUUUAUUCUCUUCCAAAUGGAACUCCUGUUCAUGGUCAGUUCUUCGGGCAAUCGUCUUUAAGUAAAAUGGCUAUUGUUGCAGAAAACUGCAUAGUGAAAUGCAACGCCAAUCCUGACUCGCUUCGAUACCUACCACCGUUGGGCUGCGGAUAUUUGACCGGGGCUGGAACCGUGUUCAAUGUUCUUUGCCCAAAGCCUACUACCAUGUUUGCUAUUCUGGGAGUUGGUACAGUUGGGAUGGCAGCACUUUUGGCCGCGAAAUCCAUGGGUGUUAGCAACAUUAUCGCAGUCGACAUUGUGGACUCCAAACUCGACCUCGCCGUCUCACUUGGGGCAACGCAUACUAUCAACACAACAAAGGUAUCCGACCUAAACGUGGUCAUCAAAAACUUAUUUCCUAGUGGUCUGGAUCAAAUAUUAGACACGACUGGAGUUUUAUCGGUGCUUCAGGAUUCUUUUAGAGCCUUGGGACACGAAGGCAUUCUUGCUCUGGUUGGCAUCCCCCACCCUGGUGAUAUGAUUCAAGUUGAUGCGAUGGAUUUGCUCCUAUCCUGCAAACGCAUUGUUGGUGUUGUCGAAGGAUUCGCAGACCCUAAAGAGUUGAUUCCCCGCCUUGUCAAACUAUACAGUGAAGGCAAAUUCGCUAUUGACCGUAUCUGCACGGUGUAUCCGGCGGAAUCCCUAGAUCGGGCUUUGGGUGAUUUUCGAUCAGGAAAGAUCAUUAAACCGAUAUUGUGUUGGGAGAGCUUGUAA
This is a messenger RNA of Ophidiomyces ophidiicola, 1155 nucleotides long. RefSeq lists its product as uncharacterized. Gene Ontology annotation, cellular component: cytosol. The record is from RefSeq and is a predicted model, not a curated record. NCBI's taxonomy places the organism in Eukaryota, Fungi, Ascomycota, Eurotiomycetes, Onygenales, Onygenaceae. The coding region runs from base 1 to 1155 and encodes 384 amino acids. Gene Ontology annotation, molecular function: S-(hydroxymethyl)glutathione dehydrogenase [NAD(P)+] activity; zinc ion binding. Gene Ontology annotation, biological process: formaldehyde catabolic process. The transcript is spliced from 4 exons.